Molecule: messenger RNA, 1218 nt
Organism: Schizosaccharomyces japonicus yFS275
Lineage: Eukaryota; Fungi; Ascomycota; Schizosaccharomycetes; Schizosaccharomycetales; Schizosaccharomycetaceae
Exons: 1
Coding region: 1-1218 (405 amino acids)
Biological process (GO): transsulfuration
Cellular component (GO): cytoplasm; nucleus
Molecular function (GO): pyridoxal phosphate binding
Source: RefSeq, a predicted model, not a curated record
AUGUCGCCUGUUAACACCAAAAAAGUGGGUCUUCAAACUGCCCUUAUACACUCUGAUGAUGCCAUUAGCAAGGAAUCCGAUGUGUCGCCCGCUAUUCAUCUCUCUACAACUUACGACUAUGACAGCGAUGCAGAACCCAUAAAAUGGACUGCCGAUAAAGAGUAUGUUUAUUAUUCGCGUAUUUGGAACGAGACGACUUCUCGUGCUGAGGCUGCUGUUUCAGCUAUUGUGAAUGCCAAUGCUGUUUUAUAUGCUUCUGGUUUGGCAGCAAUUUUUGCUUUGUUCACUCAUUUGCAUCCCAAACGUGUUGCUAUUCACACUCCGGGAACUGGUGGAUAUGGUGGUGUAGUAAGAAUUAUUGACAUUAUGAAGCGUUUAUCAAAUACGCAAGUCCUUUACAUUGACGAAAACUGUGAAGGUAUCCAAAAACACGACUUGAUUUUCCUCGAGUCACCAAUUAAUCCUUCUGGCGAAUGCUGCGACAUCGCCUAUUAUGCUAAGCUUGCUCACAGCAAAGGCGCACUUUUGGCUGUCGACUCGACGCUUGCUCCUCCGCCGUUGCAGGAUCCAUUUACAUUGGGCGCAGACUACGUUGUGCAUUCGGCUACCAAAUACCUUGCUGGACACAGCGAUGUUUUGGCUGGUAUCGUAGCCACCAAGGAUCCCAAAGUUGCCCAAGAAUUGCGCUUUGAUCGUAUACAUCUUGGAAGCAUCCUGCAGCCUGUUUCUUCUCACACGCUUCUUCGCUCUCUGCGUACAUUUUCUCUGCGCAUUCAGCAACACAGUAAAAAUGGAUACGCCAUUGCACAGCAUUUGUAUCGGUUGUCUACGGAUGCGGAAUUUGCCAAAUCACUUGGAAUCGAUGGCACUCUUGUAAAAAAAGUGCAUCAUGACUCCUUGCAAACGGAGUCGUUUGUACGCAAGACACUUGUGGGUGGACACGUUUCUUGCUUCAGUGUCGUUUUCCGCACUCCAGAAAUUGCCAAGAAAUUCUGCACAAGCCUCCAGUUCUUCCAUCAUGCUACAUCUCUUGGUAGCGUUGAAAGCCUGUGUGAAUGGCGUCUUAUGAGCGACCCCAAUGUCAAUCCAUCGUUGGUGCGUUUGUCCAUUGGCAUUGAGGAUAUUUCGGACUUAAUUUCUGAUAUUAACCGAGUUCUGGCUUCUGUAACCUCAGAGUCGAAGACCAGUGCACGUGGAGAUGAGCAAUAUGACAACUAA